AUGCAAAACCCUAGGUUAGAUUUAUAAAAUAUUUAAAAUUAAUUUGAAAUGAUUGUAGAAGAAUUAAAGAGUUAAAAUUUUUUUGAAUUUUAUUCUAUUGCACAUUAAAUUGAUUUUUAUGAAGAUACGAAAAUUUUAACUGGAAAAACAUUUAAUGUUACUAAAGACGCAAAAUUUAUUGUUACAGCAUUCAAAAUGAAUUAAUUUACUGCAUAUGAUUUUUAUGAAACAUUUGUAAACUUUUAUCAUACAUUACAAUUAUAAAAAUGGAAGGAUUUAGGCAAAAUAAUAAAUUAUGAGAGUAGUUUAAUAGAUUUAAAUGAAUUUUCUUUAUUUUUAGCGAUUGAUAUGACGCUUAAUUAAAAGACAUAAGUUAAUUAAGUAUAAAAAGGGAAAUUAUGUUUAUAAUCAACUCGAGAUGAUGAGGGAAAAGAAAAUGCAACUUGGGUAGAAUAUUAUUUCGAUGAAAAUAAUGAUGAAUAACAAUAUAAAAGUUUAUUACGGAAAUGUAAGUUGAUUAAUGCAAAAGGUAAGCAAUAUAUGUAUUUCUAACACAAAAUUUAAUGA
Messenger RNA from Paramecium sonneborni, 567 nucleotides. Lineage: Eukaryota; Ciliophora; Oligohymenophorea; Peniculida; Parameciidae. The record is from the annotation of a GenBank genome assembly.